Haliaeetus leucocephalus (bald eagle) is the source of this 1287-nucleotide messenger RNA. It is a transcript of the gene POU2F3, whose product is annotated as POU class 2 homeobox 3. Gene Ontology annotation, molecular function: RNA polymerase II cis-regulatory region sequence-specific DNA binding; DNA-binding transcription factor activity, RNA polymerase II-specific. Lineage: Eukaryota; Metazoa; Chordata; Aves; Accipitriformes; Accipitridae. Bases 1 to 1287 code for a protein of 428 amino acids. The transcript is spliced from 13 exons. Gene Ontology annotation, cellular component: nucleus. The record is from RefSeq and is a predicted model, not a curated record. Gene Ontology annotation, biological process: regulation of transcription by RNA polymerase II.
AUGGUGAACCUGGAGUCUGUGCACGCAGAGAUCAAGAUGAGCGGUGAUGCGGCAGAUUCCACAGAUACUCGGCACGAACCUGACCAGGUGGAGCCAGGAAAUGAACAGAAUGGGCUGGACUUUAACAGGCAGAUUAAAACCGAAGACCUCAGCGACUCCUUGCAAUCUACAAUCCCCCCUAGGUCAGGUCACCUUGUGCAGGGAUCAUCAAUGAUGCCCGGAAGCCAAAUCGCAGGGGAUAUGAGCUCUCUUCACACUCUGCAGCAGCUUGUAUUGCUUCCCGGUCAUAUGCAGUCAGUGCCCCAGUUUCUUCUGUCUCAAUCUCAGGCCGGGCAACAAGCUUUGCAGCCAAACCUCCUCUCCUUCCCCCAGCAACAGGGCAGCCUUCUCCUCUCGCAGCCGGGACCGAGCCUGGCAUCACAGGCUGUGGGCCGUUCUGGACUCCCUGGCUCAUCGGUUGAACCCCACCUGGACGUACCCCAGCAUUUGCAAGUGGCAAAGCACCUAACUCCUUCAGGAGCAUCUGAGGAACCCAGUGACUUGGAGGAGCUGGAAAAGUUUGCUAAGACUUUCAAACAAAGGCGAAUCAAACUGGGGUUCACGCAGGGUGACGUUGGACUUGCCAUGGGGAAGCUCUAUGGCAAUGAUUUCAGCCAGACCACCAUUUCCCGCUUUGAGGCUCUCAACCUGAGCUUUAAGAAUAUGUGCAAGCUCAAACCCCUGCUGGAGAAGUGGCUGAGUGAUGCAGAAUCUGCUCCUUUGGAUUCUUCCAUGAGCACUCCGAAUUCGUACCCCUCAGUGAAUGAGAUGUUUGGACGGAAAAGAAAGAAGCGAACCAGCAUUGAGACCAACAUUCGCUCCACGCUGGAGAAAAGAUUUCAAGAUAACCCCAAGCCCAGUUCAGAGGAGAUAUCCUUGAUAGCAGAGCAGCUCUCCAUGGAAAAGGAGGUGGUUCGGGUCUGGUUCUGCAACCGGCGCCAGAAGGAAAAACGGAUCAGCUGCCCGAUGCCAUCCCCCAUCAAAUCACCUAUCUACAAUUCCAGACUGGUCUCUACCUCAGGGUCCUUGGGGCCCCUUUCUGUCAAUCCAGUGCACAGCACCAUGCCUGGGACUGUAACAUCAUCGUGUUCCCCAGGGAAUUCCAGCAGGCCCUCGUCCCCUGGCAGUGCACUCCAUGCCAGCAGCCCCGGCACAGCCCAGAGCAACUCCAAAGCUGCAAUGAACUCUUCCAGUUUCAACUCUUCAGGAUCUUGGUACCGAUGGAAUCAACCUACCUACCUCCACUGA